This is a messenger RNA of Hordeum vulgare subsp. vulgare (domesticated barley), 1837 nucleotides long. RefSeq names its product SAM50-like protein SPAC17C9.06. Bases 60 to 1607 code for a protein of 515 amino acids. The transcript is spliced from 4 exons. NCBI's taxonomy places the organism in Eukaryota, Viridiplantae, Streptophyta, Magnoliopsida, Poales, Poaceae. Gene Ontology annotation, biological process: protein insertion into mitochondrial outer membrane. Gene Ontology annotation, cellular component: outer membrane; SAM complex. The record is from RefSeq and is a predicted model, not a curated record.
UCAGGUAGUUGACAAGCGUGUGAGUGCUCCCCUAGCUUUGUUCACCCUCCCUUCCUCCAAUGGCCACCACCGCAUCCAAGUACCCCCAACACUACGACGACAACGAUGAGGAUGACGACGAUGAAUUCGAUGACGACGACGACGACGAGCCCUCGCCCCCACUGCCCGCCGGCGGCGAGGAGGAUCGCCUCGAGUCCAUUCUUCGCCGGCUCACGGCGGACGAGGUACGGAUCCGGGUGCACGACGUCGCGAUCCGGGGCUGCGCCCACACGCGCCGGGCCGCCGCGGAGGCGGCGGUUGGGACGGACCUCGCGCGCGCCGCUACUGUGCCGGAGCUCCUGCGUGCCGCCGCAGCGGCCGGCGAGCGGCUCCGUCGCCUCGGCGCCUUCGAAUCCGUCUCCAUCACCCUCGACACCGCGCCGCCGGGGGUCCCUGCGGACGCGAGAGGCGGCGCCGUCGUCGUCCUUGUCGACGUCACCGAGGCUCGGGGCCGCGCUGCCGGCGGGCUCGGCGUCUUCGCCAACACGGAGACUAGAUCAUGCUCAGUUGAAGGUUCACUGAGGUUCAAGAAUCUAUUUGGAUACUGUGAGACCUGGGAUGCAUCUGGUCUUCUUGGUUUAGAUCAGACAAUGGAGCUCAGUGUUGGAGCCAUAAUACCAAGAAUUGGACCAAUACCCACUCCACUGAUGGCUCGAGUGUCAUUUCUCUCUGACGACUGGUUAAAGUCCUCACUCAGAGAACACCUGAUGGGGGUUUCUGUUGGUUUGCUCUCCACGAUGAACCAUAACCUUGCUUACAAUCUCUCAUGGAGAACUAUAAUUGACCCAGCGCGGUUGUCCUCCAGUUCCAUAAGGGAGCAGUUAGAGCAUAGCCUACUAUCCUCUAUUAAAUAUACAUAUAAAAUUGACCAGCGAGAUUCAAGCAUAAGACCUACACGUGGAUACGCUUUUCUUUCAUCUUCUCAAGUCGGAGGUCUUGCCCCAGAUAGCAAAAUCACACGUUUUGUUAGACAGGAAUUUGAUCUUCGGGUAGCUAUGCCACUGGGUGUGUGGAAUGGUGCUCUGAAUGCCGGAGUGGCUGCAGGGGUCAUCCAUCCACUGGCCAGAGGAUCAACAGGCUCUAUCUCAUCACUUCCAGAACGCUUCUACUUGGGCGGCAAUAGGUCUCUUGUUUGCCGCUUGGGUGGACCAUCAUCACUAUUGGGCUUCAAGUCAAGAGGGCUAGGACCGACAGACUCACAAACCUGUGCCCCCAAGAAUUCUGAAAAUGCUGCUUCCAUUUCUCCUGAGCUAGAUGCACUGGGAAGUGACAUAGCAGUCACAGCCUUUGCUGAUCUGUCAUUUGAUCUACCUCUGAAGCCACUCAGGGAGCUUGGGAUUCAUGGCCAUGCAUUUGUCUCAGCUGGGAACCAUGCUAAGUUCACAGAGCGUGAUAUCAGAAGAUUUUCCGUUACCGAGUUCCUAAAAACAUUCAGGAGUUCUGCAGGAUUUGGUGUGGUUGUGCCAACCAGAUUAUUUCGCAUAGAGAUGAACUACUGCCACAUCCUGAAACAGUUUGAUCAUGACAAGACGAAGACAGGCAUACAGUUUAACUUCUCUUCGCCCUAAUUCUUUUGCGACACCUUUCUAUGAAGAUGAAUAUUUGUAUUAAUUUUCUUAAUAUGACCCCACUUGUCAUUCUUCUUUUUUCCCAAGAACUUGCGAGCCUCUCUUAGAAACUUCACAAACAGUAGGUGAUGAUGAAUUCUUGUCCUGGCUUGUUGAUUAAUUGUUGUGGCCUGUAAAGUCUCGAAUCUGAAUGAAAAUAAGAGAUAGAGGGAUUCAGUUUUCAAUGCUUA